UCAUUUAAUGCAUAACUGUCAAUUUAGUAGUCGUUGGUUUAAAAAUGUAGGAAAUCUUUUAAUUACAUAUUUGUUUUGUUCAGAAUCGAAGAAAAUAUCGAAUAAGGUUUCAAGUAGUACAUAGAAAAUAAGAAAAAAUGACUAAAACAUUCCAGAAAUGUAGGCUGUGCUCAAAACUCGGGGAUUUUUGUUCAAUUUUUGAUGAUGAUGGUACCAUGAAAUUAUCGGACAUGGUUAUGGCUUUUGCUGAUGUUCAGAUACAUGAAGGUGAUGGUUUAUCAGACAGAGUGUGUACAACUUGUGUGGAAAAUUUAAGCACUGCUUAUUUGUUUAAGCUUCAAUGUGAAAGAACAAAUACUUUACUUCAUAAAUAUCCAGAAGAACAAUUGGAAAAGCCUAUAGAUACAAACUUUGAUGACUUUUAUAAUCAAGAAUUUCACAUACAUUCCGAUAAUGGAUUAGUUGAAGGUAGGAAUGAUCAAAAUAAUGUUAAAGACUACACCUUUGAUGCACAUUUGAAGACAAUUGAUGAAAUUAGUGAUGAAACUGACAGUGAUGUUGACUCGGUGAAGUGUGUGUAUUGUAACCAAUCAUACAACCACUAUGGAGCGCACACUUGCAAUGUUACUUGUACAAUUGAAAGAAAUGAAUUACAGCAAUCAGGAGUUGGCUCUGAGAUUGGGUCUGGCAGUGACGAGACACUUGUUGCCACUGACAACAGUCCUCCUGUCACACCUGUCAAAAGUACACAUUCCAACAAUGAGCCAACACAUGUUAAUGUACAAUGUGUACUCUGUGAACAGAAAUACGAUAAUUACGAUGAUUAUGUUAUUCAUAUAAAUAGAUGUACAACAAAUGUAAAGUUGCAACAUUAUGUAUGUCCAGUGUGUCAUGAAAUUAACACAGAUAAGUUGGUUUACUUGGAACAUUUGAAAGAUGCUCAUUUUAAAGUUGUCAGAUCAAUUUAUGAUAGUGGAGAAGACUGUGUUGAUUCUGUUCCAAUAUUAGUAAAGACAAGAAAACCUAAAGUUGUGCGUCGCCAAAUCGGUUGGUCGAUUGAAGAUAUUUAUCAAGAGAUUGAAUGCAAACGAGUUGAAGAUAAAGAAACACCAAAAUCCAGUCCAUUUAAGUCUUUUCUAUCAAAAAUUGGGAGCGAACAUUCAUGUUUCAGAACUUCAAGCAAGCAUAGUACUCCGAAAAAAGUCACAUUCCGCAAUUGGAUUGAAACAAGCAAGGCUAAAACAUCCAAUUACUUUCCUUUUCGUAAAUACAUAGACAACUAUAGGCUUAAAAGGAAAUCUAACAACUAUGCGCCUAUUAACUCUAAAUCAGUUACAAGCACAAUAAGGACCACAUUUCCUGAAGCAACUUCUGAUAGUGACUACAAUUCUCCGAGUGGUACUUCAGAAGAUUCAUGGAAAAUGAAACAAAAUCUGAUUUGUGCAUGCGACAAAAAAGUAUUCAUGUUGUCGGAGCUUAUUCAUGAUCGAGACCGAAUCGUUGCAAUGAUCAACGAAUUAGGCGGCGUGGUAGCGGAGAAUACAAAAAUGGAGAUGAUGGCAACACAUUUUAUAUCAAUUCUGCCCAAUGAUACAUUUACUGGGAUGAUGGUGUGCUCCCUUGCCACCGGAAAAUGGUUGCUUCAUGUUAGUUUCAUAUAUGAUAGUUUCCGAUGCAAGAAGUUUUUACGUGAAGAUAUGUACGAAUGGUUGAAACAUCCUAAAAUAGUGGAAUUGGACGCAACUAACGUGGAAGUGGCGAAGGCGGCGGUGCACUGGCAUCUAGAGCUGCAGUCUGUCGGCGCUAAGUAUCCCUUUGAAGGAAAACAAAUUGUUCUCAUAAUGAGAAAAAAGUAUAGACAAUACUAUCAGAUGAUCUUCAAGUCUUUGAAAGCAAAAACCUUGACAUAUGAUCCGAGGACCCCAGGCAGCUGUUGUUCCGCCGAUUUUUGUUUUGUCGACAUGAAAAUAAUAGAAAGGGUGAAACUUCGCUUUUUCUUCCACCACAAUGUACCUGUUUUUCCAUAUCAAUUUAUUUUGGUCUACCUCCUGAAGAAAGGUCGCGUCGAGGACCAACAGAAAUAUAUGCUUCAGGAUACCGCUAAAUUUUUACCUGAAGAAAAAGUUUGUUUUUUAAAUAAUACAUUUUAAAUUUGGUACUGAUUUUUUUUAAAUCUAUUUUUUUAAUGUUAAAUCAUUUAAUCGAUUUUAUUAAUCGUUUAUAUUGACUAAGGGUGCAUGGAUGGGAUCAAUUUUAUUAUACAUUUUUAUACAAUUUGCCAUAUUAGAAA
This is a messenger RNA of Papilio polytes (common Mormon), 2290 nucleotides long. RefSeq lists its product as uncharacterized. Gene Ontology annotation, cellular component: nucleus. Bases 138 to 2150 code for a protein of 670 amino acids. Gene Ontology annotation, biological process: positive regulation of double-strand break repair. NCBI's taxonomy places the organism in Eukaryota, Metazoa, Arthropoda, Insecta, Lepidoptera, Papilionidae. Gene Ontology annotation, molecular function: zinc ion binding. The record is from RefSeq and is a predicted model, not a curated record. The transcript has 8 exons.